CCCUCUCAAAUAACGUCAUAGAACUCCCCGGCCUAAGGCAGCUCGGUAAUUAAGUGAAAUUUCUUCAAAUGAGGAUAGAAUUUCUUUAAAAAAACGUGACAGAAUUUCAUCUAAAGGCUUGAGAGCAAUUCUUCAAAUAGCGUAAAAAACAAAUACCGUGACCUGUGCCCUGCGGUGAUGACGAAAUGAACGACAGCUGAAAGAAGUGUCUUUGUGCGGGUGGAUUGCAACAGUGUCAUACGAACAAGAUUUUCAUCUCUAAUGGCUCCAAUUUUGGGCUACUGGAAUGUGCGAGGGCUUGCCCAACCCAUUCGUUAUCUGUUGGCUUACACUGAAACAGAGUGCGAAUAUUGCGAUUACGUGACAGGGGACGCUCCUGGGUACGACAAGAGCUGCUGGUUGUCCGUUAAAGAAACAUUAGGUUUACCGUUCCCAAACUUGCCUUACUUUAUCGAUGGAGAUGUGAAACUGACACAGACCAUGGCGGUAAAUACAUGGAAAGUAGCUAAUAAAACUCUUACAUGUAUAAUUUUCCAGAAAAAUAAGACAUCCAUUCCCGUCAGAAACACAUCCGCCGCAGUUUUUUUUUCUUUUUUUCUUUUUUUUUUUCUUUCUUUUUUUUUUUUGCAACAAUUCAUGAAUAAGAAGCCACCAUGUACGUGUAAGUUAUUAUAUAUUAGAAUAUUGACUGACUGGAAAAUCAAAGUUGCUUAUGUGCAUCACGGUCUUCUAAUACUGCCAAAAAUUACAACCAAGGGACCCUUGCGCUCUCUUCACUCGCCGUUAAUUCCUCGAGCUCAAGUAAUAUCGACUUCCCAACUAAGCGAUCACCUGGCACAAGUGUGGCUACAUUAUAGUACUGAAGAAAUCUGUGAAAUAGCAAACUUUACUGAUAUGUUUUGUCUUCUCAGAUUAUGCGACACAUCGCACGCAAGCACGAUCUGUGUAAGUUCAUUACUUUGAUUAAUUUGGAAUCUUACAGAUAACUCCAAAUCCAGACUUGGUUUAUAUCGCCAUCCGUUGCAUCAGAGUAACUUCCUUUUCUUUUCCAUAGAGCCCCCAAGGGAGAUUUUUUAAAUAGUCGGGAAAGCAUGCUAGUACUUGUUCCCUUUGCGAGUGUGCGGCAGCCGCGUGAAACCUUCACGCUCGAGACGAAGCCGUAGAUAUAUUGAGAUAGUGGAGGGCAGCAUGGACGACUGCGAGGCAGGCUACUGAUACUCAGAUUCGUUUUCCUUCGUUCUCUUAACACCUGCAUUCCGCGCAAUGUGGAAAUCCCCGCGAGUGUCUGCUUAGACGAAACUGAGCUUGCUGCCUCACAGCACUUAACUUGCUUUGCUUACGGAUCAAUUACCUAAAACAGGCUUGACGCGUAGAGGACAGUUACAUAGUACUGCAUAGCAGGCGUAGAAAAGGGAGGAGAGGAGAAUUUGAGUGAAAAUCGGCAAGUCCGAUCGAUCCAGGGGUGAAUUGAAAGCGGCUGCUUAGCGUUUGCACCCAAAUCCCCCUCUCUUUACUCCUGCCCCGCUAGCAAGUUUUCACAUGAAAGGGGAUAAUUGAACUUUGAGUGGCUUAUAGUUUUUCAGUAUAUCUGCUGGUCUGUGUUACCCUCUAUAAGUAGAGUUGAGUAUUUUAAAUAUAAUUAUGGUUACCAUCUUGAUGUGCACAGAACUGAAAGAAGUAAAAAGUGUGUCGAUUGGUAAAAUGAAAAAAUAAUUUUCGAUCCUCCUCUCAGGUGGAACCACAGAGGAGGAAAUGAUGAGAGCGGAUGUCAUUGAAGGCGAGGUAUCACCUUAUAGUUUCAGUUUGUUUGGCUUAAUUGAUCAAAUUAAUCUACUUUUGUGGGUCAGAAAGCCGGAAGACUGUAUUAUUACUACUUUUUUUAUGUCGCGCUUUCGUAAGUCACAUCUUAACCCCGCCCAACCCAUUUUCUGCAUAAUUUAUGUGCACCCAUCCAAGCUGACCGACUAUUUUUUGACUUCUUUCUCCCGCUACAGGCCACAGACUUCAUCGCUGGAUUCAUGAAAUUCACUUACUUCAGCCCAGACUUUGUGAGUGCAAGUUUUGUGGUUUACAUCCAAAACAGCAUUUUUUGACAUCUUUAUUUUAACUUUAUUUAAACUUUAUUUUAACUUUGUUUGUGAUUAGGAAGGAGGUAGAGCUGAUUAUCUGAAUUCUUGCAACAGCUUCCUUCGGCGUCAUUCUGACUUCCUUGGUACUUAUCCUUAUUUCACUGGA
Molecule: messenger RNA, 2235 nt
Organism: Orbicella faveolata
Lineage: Eukaryota; Metazoa; Cnidaria; Anthozoa; Scleractinia; Merulinidae
Product: glutathione S-transferase Mu 1-like
Biological process (GO): glutathione metabolic process
Molecular function (GO): glutathione transferase activity
Source: RefSeq, a predicted model, not a curated record